AUGGAAGACGUCGACGGCAAGCUGGGAAAAGAGGAAGUGACGUCACUCACUGUUUCCGGGCAAAGCGGUUUGCGGCCUUUCCGCGUGGCUCGGUGCAGGCUGUGUGAAGCCAACAACAACGAGAUCGGCUGCUUCGCCAAGCUCACCAACACCUACUGCUUGGUGGGCAUCGGGGGCUCUGAGGGCUUCUACAGUGUGUUUGAAGGGGAACUUGCUGAUACUAUCCCUGUAGUCCAUGCUUCUAUUGCUGAAUGUCGAAUUAUUGGCAGAAUGUGUGUGGGAAACAGGCAUGGAUUGUUAGUUCCCAACAAUACCACAGACCAGGAGCUUCAGCACAUCCGAAACUGCCUUCCAGACUCAGUGCGAAUCCAGAGAGUUGAAGAGCGCCUUUCUGCCUUAGGCAAUGUCAUCACAUGCAAUGACUAUGUAGCACUUGUUCAUCCAGACAUUGACAGAGAAACAGAGGAAAUCUUAGCAGAUGUAUUGAAAGUUGAAGUAUUCAGGCAUACAGUAGCAGACCAAGUGCUGGUGGGAAGUUACUGUGUUUUCAGCAAUCAAGGAGGACUGGUGCACCCUAAGACCUCAAUUGAAGACCAGGAUGAGCUGUCCUCCUUGCUACAAGUCCCACUUGUGGCUGGGACUGUUAACCGUGGCAGUGAGGUGAUUGCGGCUGGAAUGGUUGUGAAUGACUGGUGUGCCUUCUGUGGAAUGAACACAACAAGUACUGAGUUUUCUGUUAUUGAGAGUGUCUUCAAACUCAAUGCCGCACAGCCAAGUACCAUUGCUACUACUAUGAGAGAUUCUUUGAUUGAUAGUUUGACAUGAUGUACUCCUUUGCUGCUGCAGACGUUCUUCAGUAGUGAAGUCCCAUACCACAAUCUUGCCUGGCUCCUGAAGUGAAUGCUUUGUUUUGUAUUCCUGGAGCAGGAGAGCUGUGUUACAAUCAAUGUUUCAAAACCACAUUCUUGUAAACUUCUUUUGAAUGAGAAAACAUUAGUAUGUUCCUUUUAGUUCUUCUGUAAAGCAGCCUUUCCCCCCACUUGUUCAUGAAAUGAUAAAUAUAACUUUAUGGGAGAAUGUUUAAAAAGCAGGUGUUAUUAUAUGCAGUGAUGAUUUAAACACCAUUUUCACCUUUAUCUGCCUGUAUAUUGUCUGAAUAAUUAUCCUUUCUUGCUCAAGAGUGGAAUGAAAUCUGUUUACAAUAGCUUCUACAUAUCCAACAGACCAGAUUAACCUACCCGGAUGCUUGUAUUAUUAUCUUGCAUCCAUAUAGAGGUCAGCAGUUUUAAAGAACUGAAAGAAGCCAUACAUUCUAAAUAUCAGUGGUCCAUACCUAUGCAGGAAAGUCUUGUCAAGGUUUCUAGUUCUGUAUGCUUAAAUAACUGGGAAACAAAAGGGUGCUAUUUCUCUUAUUCAGUAGUAAAUUCACUAGAAGGUUAAGAAUCUUAACUGAGAGAACAGUUACUUACAUGCAUAUGUUUGAAAGAUCUAUUGUACCAUUUACUCUGCUACCUGUAUCUUAAGCACCACAUCUCUAGUUAACUGCUCUGCUUUCUCGUUGUCACAUGGGGCUUUAAACAUUCUUAGGACUACAUGGAUGGGGUGUCAGUGAAGUGGCUUACCAGUUAAAGCCCCUAUAAAUUAUUUAAGCCAAAAUAAUUUAAGAAUGUUAGAUAAUGCUUUCUGUAUUUGAGGUGAUAGCUGCUUCAAACGUGAAGAAGCUCUUAAUGUGUCCAUCAAUCUGAACAUCAGCUUGAAAGAUUUGGUUAAGGUCCUCCUUGUUACUGUGUUUGCCUCUCAGUUUAUCACUCAUCCCUUCUCCAGAUUGUUAUAUGCCAUCAAAUCGGAACUUAUAGUUAGCUUAACAGAGUUUUCUAGAUAAAUGAUUUAAGGAGUGGUUUUAUCAGUUCCACUCCCUCAGUGAGUUUCCAUGGUUGAAACUGAGGUCUCCAGAGUCCUAGUCUACCACUCUAUCUACAACACCACACUGGGUACUGUUAUCACACUAGCAGACCAUUCUCCAUUGAGUUUGUAGUCUCUACUAAAAUUACCUUCUCUGUAAUGAGCAU
Pogona vitticeps (central bearded dragon) is the source of this 2069-nucleotide messenger RNA. The record is from RefSeq and is a predicted model, not a curated record. NCBI's taxonomy places the organism in Eukaryota, Metazoa, Chordata, Lepidosauria, Squamata, Agamidae.